Cephus cinctus (wheat stem sawfly) is the source of this 1461-nucleotide messenger RNA. Its product is annotated as globin. NCBI's taxonomy places the organism in Eukaryota, Metazoa, Arthropoda, Insecta, Hymenoptera, Cephidae. Bases 230 to 790 code for a protein of 186 amino acids. The transcript has 5 exons. The record is from RefSeq and is a predicted model, not a curated record. Gene Ontology annotation, molecular function: heme binding; oxygen binding.
CGCCGGCUGUACCAGUCAAACUCUCGACCACAACCCAUCGGUGUGUGUCAUUUUGAAAUUCUUUAAAAGAAGAAAAAUAAAUCAUCUCUUUUCGGUAUAAUCGUUAGACGUAAUAGUUCUUGAAAUAUUCCUCGUAAUAUCUCAAAGGUCAUCCCGUAUACUUUAUUAUCCCGAGUGAGUCCAAUUAAAUUGAACUUGGGAUAACGAGGUGGAAUGAGCGUUUAAUGGGAUGAAAAUUAUUCGAAAAACAAGGUCUUUGAGAACGAAGAAAAAAAAUAUGGGCUCCCUAGUGAGUUACUUUUGGGGCAAUACGAAUGAUGCGGUAAUCGAUUCUGCUACAGGAUUAAGUGGAAAGGAGAAAAGACUUGUGCAGGAAUCUUGGGCAAUUAUUAGAAAGAAUCCUGUUGACGCAGGAGUAGCGAUUAUGUCAAGAUUCUUUAAAGUUUAUCCUCAGUAUCAAAAAGUCUUUCCGUCGUUUAAAGAUUUACCUGUAGAAAGUUUACCUGGAAACAAGAAAUUUCAAGCUCACUGUCAGAGUAUUGUUACCACUUUGAGUAAUGCUUUUGAUUCUUUGCACGAUUCUGGUUUAUUAGAAGCUAAUCUUCAUAUUCUUGGAGAGAGGCAUGGCAGACGUGGACAAGGGAGACAAGAAUUUAUAGAUCUCAAGGAAAUUAUUUUAAAUGUUUUAAAUGAAUCGUUGGGCGGGAAAUUUGAUCUGGAGACUGCGGCAGCGUGGGACAAAAUAAUGGAUGUUAUUAAUGUGGAAAUUUUUAAAGGAAUGGAAAAGUAAAUAAAUUAUGAUUAAACUUUUUCUUACUUGGAAACAUCACAUGGAAUAUUGAAAGCAAUAUUAUUUAAUUUGGAAAGAUUUGGGUAUAUUGUUUUGUAGGAACAAUGAGAAGGGUGUAAUUACGUCAACUAAUGGAUGCUUUUCUUCGAACCCUCCCUAGAAUCUGCGUCAUGAUGUUUAUAUUUGUUUAUAAUUAAUUUUUCGAAAUUUGUAAUUUUUAUAGUACUCAGAGCCUUUUAACACUUUUAAUGUAACACUUUUCAGGAGAAAUUAUAUGUACGACGUACAUUAAAAGCUUUGGUAUAGUUAAAUUAAAAAACUAUAUAUUAUUACAAGUAAAAGUACUUUAUUAUUCAGAUAGAUUUUCGAUAAUGAACUUUCGAUGUAAUAUAUUUCCACGGACUUUUCAUAUUCUCGCAACUAUUAUAUAUUUCUAAUCGACACAGUAUAAUUAAUGCAUAAAUUAUCUUAAUUACAUUCCAUUAUAUCCUAAUAUUAAUAUUGUUCAUUAGACUUCAUUCUAUUCGACGAUACUUUGUACCUCUUUGAUUCGCUUACUCACGCUCAACAAUUGUUUUUCUUUUAUUUGAUAGCUGUCAAAGUAUGUAUAUUGUCUUAUUUAAGGUUGACAUAUUACGAGAAAAAAAAGUAAAUAGAACAUUUUUUUAUUA